Messenger RNA from Arctia plantaginis, 978 nucleotides. The record is from the annotation of a GenBank genome assembly. NCBI's taxonomy places the organism in Eukaryota, Metazoa, Arthropoda, Insecta, Lepidoptera, Erebidae.
AUGGGUUGUGAUGGAGGUACAAUUCCACGUCGUGAUGAACUUGUUCGUUUGAAGAAAAAACCAGAACAGAAAGAUAAAGAUGCAGAACGAUCUUUCAAGUGGCGCAAUUGCGCGUUAACACAACAACCGUUGCAAGAGCCCGUAGCUGCGUGUGGAUUAGGCAGAUUGUAUAGCAAAAGUUCCGUACUUGAAGCGUUACUCGAUAAGGAAACGAAGCCUGAGUCCAUCAAUCAUAUCAAAAACCUCAAGGACCUAAAAGAUCUUAAACUAGCCAACAAUCCUGCAUACAAGGCUAAAGAUCACUCCGAGGGUACCGUGGGAGAAGGUAGUGCUCCCUACAUCUGCCCCAUUAGUGGGCUGGAGAUGUCUGGCAAGUUCCGCUUCGUAUUCCUGUGGAGCUGCGGAUGUGUUCUGGCUGAAAGGGCACUGAAGGAAGUUAAACAGAAUCUCUGUCAUAUGUGCCAGCAGCCAUUCACGGAUGAUGACAUAGUUAUCCUUAAUGGAACAGAUGAAGACAUUGAGAAAAUGAAGGAGAAAAUGGAUAUCCGGGUAGCUAGCAGAAAAAGCACUAAGAAGUCCAAAACAGACAAGGUUUUCAUUAAAGCAGAGCCAGCGACACCUUCAACUUCUACAUCCACUGAGGUUGUCACAGAAGCAGAGGUUAAAAAUGAGAAUGAAGUUAAGGAGGAACCAAAGGCAGGACCCAGUAAUGCAGUAAAAAAGGAAAUUGAAACAAUUCCACUGUCUUUACCAAAAUAUAAUCCAAAUAAGCAAGCUAGAGGACAUUUUGGAUCAUCAAAGCGUGUACAUCCCACAGAAUUAGCUCAGGACCCUUCAUAUAAAAAGACAAAGAAGGAGUACAGUGUUGCUAAGGACCCACAGGCAAGUGAAGUAUACAAAUCACUCUUCACGUCACACAAAAGUGAUAAGAGCCAACAGAGGGCCCACUGGGUCACAUAUAAUCCAUUUUAUAAUUAA